This is a messenger RNA of Anguilla anguilla (European eel), 1395 nucleotides long. RefSeq names its product 4-hydroxyphenylpyruvate dioxygenase a (gene hpda). The transcript is spliced from 14 exons. The record is from RefSeq and is a predicted model, not a curated record. Gene Ontology annotation, biological process: L-tyrosine catabolic process. Bases 114 to 1301 code for a protein of 395 amino acids. Gene Ontology annotation, cellular component: endoplasmic reticulum membrane; Golgi membrane. NCBI's taxonomy places the organism in Eukaryota, Metazoa, Chordata, Actinopteri, Anguilliformes, Anguillidae. Gene Ontology annotation, molecular function: 4-hydroxyphenylpyruvate dioxygenase activity.
UCUCAGAGACCAAUCACCAGGGCCCUCCUGGUCGUACUUAUCUGCGGGUCCAGGAGGUCAGUUGAUGUUUUUGGCUGUGUCUCUUGCCACCAUCCUCCACUGAGAAGCGCAAAAUGACUUCCUACACUGACAAAGGAGAAAAGCCAGAGAGGGGGCGAUUUGUUAAAUUCCAUCAUCUCACCUUCUGGGUUGGAAAUGCUAAGCAGGCAGCUGCAUUCUACUGCGAUAAGAUGGGUUUUGAGCCCUUCGCCUACAAGGGCCUGGAGACGGGCAGCAGGGAGGUGGUGUCCCACGUCAUCCGGCAGGAUAAGAUAUUGUUCGUUUUUCAGUCAGCGCUGAACCCCGGAAAUGAAGAAAUCGGGGAGCACUUGAUCAAGCAUGGGGAUGCUGUCAAGGACAUAGCAUUUCAAGUGGAAGACUGUGACUUUUUAGUGCAGAAAGCUAAAGAACGAGCCGCUGUGAUCGUCAAAGAGCCCUGGGUGGAGCAAGAUGCAUUCGGGAAAGUGAAAUAUGCCAUCGUGCAAACUUACGGUGACACGACACACACGUUAAUUGAGUACCUGGGACCCUACAAAGGACUCUUUCUGCCUGGAUACAAAGAACCCCUCUUCAAGGAUCCUUCGCUACCUAAGCUGCCGCCGGGCAAUCUGAAUUUCAUUGAUCACAUCGUGGGAAACCAGCCAGACAACAAAAUGGAGCCGGUAUCAGACUGGUACCAGAAGUGCCUGCUGUUUCACCGCUUCUGGUCGAUAGACGACACCCAGCUUCACACGCAGUACAGCUCCCUGAGGUCCAUCGUGGUCACCAACUACGAGGAGACCAUCAAGAUGCCCAUUAACGAGCCGGCCCAGGGGAAGAGGAAGUCCCAGAUCCAGGAGUACGUGGAUUACAAUGGUGGAGCUGGAGUGCAGCACAUCGCCCUCAACACCUCAAACAUCAUCCAAGCAAUUAUCAACCUCAAAGCCCGUGGGAUGGACUUCCUGUCGGCUCCUGACAGUUACUACAACUCCCUACGUGAGAAACUUAAGACGGCAAAGAUCAAAGUUAAGGAGGACCUCAACAAACUGCAGGAACUGAAAAUCUUGGUGGAUUUCGAUGACAAGGGCUACCUUCUCCAGAUCUUCAGCAAACCUGUACAAGACCGGCCUACUCUCUUUCUGGAAGUUAUUCAACGACACAACCACUUUGGCUUCGGGGCAGGAAACUUCCAGUCUCUUUUUGAAGCCAUAGAGAAGGACCAGGAAGCCAGGGGCAAUCUCACAGUGUUGACUCCAGACGCCCAACCCAAGACUUUUCACUAGCGCGCCCGGCUAACUCAGGACCCCGACCAGAUCGUACGCCAAUAAAUCCAAUGCAAAUGGUGUGCUCUGGUAUCCUUAGUUCUUCUUCCCAGCU